Sycon ciliatum is the source of this 1846-nucleotide messenger RNA. RefSeq names its product DCN1-like protein 1. Bases 415 to 1224 code for a protein of 269 amino acids. Gene Ontology annotation, biological process: protein neddylation. Lineage: Eukaryota; Metazoa; Porifera; Calcarea; Leucosolenida; Sycettidae. Gene Ontology annotation, cellular component: ubiquitin ligase complex. The record is from RefSeq and is a predicted model, not a curated record. The transcript has 7 exons. Gene Ontology annotation, molecular function: ubiquitin conjugating enzyme binding; ubiquitin-like protein binding; cullin family protein binding.
AAGAUGCAAAUAAAGAGAUGAUCUGAUAUCUGUUGUGAGUUUGUAGGGCAGUGUGUUUCUCAAUUUUUCAAAUACACUGCAACCAAUUAUCCAAUACUGACAAACACACCCUGCCAUCUCCUUUCAUAGUUAAGGGGCAGCAAACUUGAGAAGAAAGAAGUGUUCAAUAAUACAAUCAGCUGCCGCUGUAACAUAGUCAUUGUGAAGGUUCUACGAAGUGACUUUUUCCCAAACAGAAAUUUCUCGAAUAGCAGUAUUAGCUGGCAAUAACUACUGUGGUACUUCUCUCUAACGCAUUACGAAAAGUUACUUGCGAUUUGCCAACGGUUAGCUGAAUUGGAGAACUUUGACUUUGACUCGUUCAAGCCAGCGAGCCCAGUGAACCAAGGGAUCCACACUUCAUUCGUCUCCGACAUGCAUCGUCAAAAGUCGCGCGACCGCGAGCGCGAGAAGGAGAGGGAGAAGGUGUCGCAGGUUGCCAGCGUUACACGGCUAGCACCUAGCCUUGCGCAGCGGCUUCUGCAAGACUGUCAGUAUCGCGUGGACAUUGCAAUUGACACGUUCUUUGCCAACCCGCAGAUGUUCUCGCUAGACGGUGGGUAUGGGCGGAAAGCAGCAGCCCCCGUACUGGACAAGAGAAAACUGAAUGCGCUGUUCGAUACGUAUCGAGACUCAGUUGCCGAGGAUAAAAUGCAGGCAGAGGGCGUCUCUCGUUUCCUAGUAGAUGACCUUGGGAUGGACCCGGAGAGCCGCAGUGUGCUCGUACUGGCGUGGAAAUUCAAAGCUGAGACACAAUGCGAGUUCAAGCGAACAGAAUUUGUUGAAGGCAUGGCCACCCUCGGAUGUGAUUCUAUCGAAGCUUUAAAAGCCAAGGUGCCUACGCUUGAAGAUGAGGUGUCAGCACCAGACGCAUUCAAAAGUUUCUACCAUUUUACUUUUGAUUUUGGAAAGACUCCGAACCAGAAAGGAAUGGAUCUUGAGAUGGCCCUCGCCUAUUGGAAUAUUGUCCUUCGGGGAAAGUUCAAGUUCCUCGACAUGUGGUGUCAUUUUUUGCAGGCGAAUUAUAAGCGGUCAAUACCAAAGGACACAUGGAACUUGCUACUGGAUUUUUCUCGCACUAUUGACGAUGAAAUGCAGAACUAUGAUGAGGAGGGGGCCUGGCCUGUGUUGAUGGAUGAGUUUGUAGCGUGGGCACGGCCGCAAGUCAAGUCCACGGCUGUAUGACACUGGGUAUAUUUUAGCGACGUCUCUCUCUUGUCAUAUGGUGAACAUGCACUGUCCUGUAUUGUCGAAAUAGCCUAUCUAAUGUUCUGGUAUGUCUACACCGCUGUGCGAUUUGUAGUCUUCAUUUGUCUAGGUUCUGUGUCAUUGCUUGCUGCGUCAAGACCUUUGCAUUGAUUUUUUUAAACACCUCCGGUUCAAUCACUUCUUCCUGUACAUACUAUUUCUCAAGUAUCGAGAUAGAGUUGUUAUCGUGUUCAUCUGCUCCACCGCUGCAGCUCUUGUCUUUGUCUUGCACACACGAGACUGUCAUGCUGACGUAGUGGACAUAUGCCGAAAUGAUGAUGUGGCAUUUGCUCAGCUGGCAACCUGCUCUGCACGCGCAGCUUCUGCUGAUCAGCGCAGUUGCUGGUGGCGUGCUGCUUUUUUUGCAGCAGGAGAGAGAGACAUAGGUCGAUGUGGCUACUUACUUCCCUUGCUGUGCAUGGGAACUCCUGGUUUUGUUUUGGCUUCACUGGUAUAGCUAUUCAUCCGCAGCCCUAUAUAUAUUAUACGGGCGGUUGCAUGUACAUGUGUACACAAUUGUUUCUAACUUUGAUAUAAAGUAGCUGCUUUUCUUGAAUUA